This is a messenger RNA of Vicugna pacos (alpaca), 4066 nucleotides long. RefSeq names its product ganglioside induced differentiation associated protein 1 (gene GDAP1). Gene Ontology annotation, cellular component: mitochondrial outer membrane. Gene Ontology annotation, biological process: mitochondrial fusion; mitochondrial fission. Lineage: Eukaryota; Metazoa; Chordata; Mammalia; Artiodactyla; Camelidae. The record is from RefSeq and is a predicted model, not a curated record.
GCUAAGGAUAUUCUGCAGGGCAGUGUGGGUGGAGGAAGUAAAGGGCGGACAAUCGAGGCCCCCCCGCGCUCACACACCCCGAAAUGGCUCGGAGGCAGGACGAGCAGAGAGGGGGCACGCCUUUGAUGGCGGAAGGCAAGUCGGACGCAGAGGUUAAGCUCAUUCUGUACCACUGGACGCAUUCCUUCAGCUCUCAAAAGGUGCGCUUGGUAAUUGCUGAAAAGGCAUUGAAGUGCGAGGAACAUGAUGUAAGUCUGCCCCUGAGUGAGCACAAUGAGCCUUGGUUUAUGCGUUUGAACUCAACUGGAGAAGUGCCUGUCCUUAUCCACGGGGAAAACAUUAUUUGUGAGGCCACUCAGAUCAUUGAUUAUCUUGAACAGACUUUCCUGGAUGAAAAAACACCCAGGUUAAUGCCUGAUAAAGGAAGCAUGUAUUACCCACGGGUACAACAUUAUCGAGAACUACUUGACUCCUUGCCAAUGGAUGCCUACACACACGGCUGCAUCCUACAUCCUGAGCUAACUGUGGACUCCAUGAUCCCAGCUUAUGCAACAACAAGGAUUCGCAGCCAAAUCGGUAACACAGAGUCGGAACUGAAAAAACUUGCUGAAGAAAACCCAGAUUUACAAGAAGCGUAUAUUGCAAAGCAGAAGCGACUUAAAUCAAAGCUCCUUGACCAUGACAAUGUCAAAUAUUUGAAGAAGAUUCUUGAUGAAUUGGAGAAAGUCUUGGAUCAGGUUGAAACUGAGCUGCAGAGGAGAAAUGAAGAAACUCCAGAAGAGGGCCGCCAGCCGUGGCUCUGCGGAGAUUCCUUCACCUUGGCGGAUGUCUCGCUGGCUGUCACUCUGCAUCGACUGAAGUUCCUGGGGUUUGCGAGGAGAAACUGGGGAAAUGGAAAGCGACCGAACUUGGAAACCUACUAUGAGCGUGUCUUGAAGAGAAAAACAUUUAACAAGGUUUUAGGACAUGUCAACAAUAUAUUAAUCUCCGCGGUGCUGCCAACUGCAUUCCGGGUGGCCAAGAAGAGGGCUCCCAAAGUUCUUGGCACCACCCUUGUGGUUGGUUUGCUUGCAGGAAUGGGAUAUUUUGCAUUUAUGCUUUUCAGAAAGAGACUUGGCAGCAUGAUGUUAGCGCUUAGACCCAGACCAAAUUACUUCUAGGCUUGUGGGGAACGAAGGGUGGCAACUCACCCAACCAUUCAGCUAGACCCUUCUCCACUCUGCCAGGCCCAGUGAAGGAUGACCCUGGGCAACUAGUAAAAAGCAUAACUUACUUUACUCUUUGGCUACUUUAUGUGGGGAGAGGAGGGCAUGAAGAUGUUUUUGUGGGCUGGUAACUUUGAGAUUACUCAUCUGCAAACCUGAAUUAAUUCAUCCUUAACACAUGGAUGAGGUCAAGAUACGUGUGAAUGCUGGCAGGUAGAGGAGAACAGAACUUUAACUCAAAAUGCCAGUUCAAGUUCUGGAUUCUUUUUUGGGAGAAGGUUAUUAUUAUGAGCAGACAGUAAUAAUAACCUGUGAUUGCCCAGAGCCCUUCAUCUGAGACUACCUGGAUGUGUUGAGUGCUGAGUAGUUAGCAGUAUUGUCUCCUGGCAUUCAGAAAUCAUCUCUGUUACACAACACGGGGUCCCGACAGCAGCAAGGCACCGCGGUGCACCGCGGUGCUUCGUACUUCCACUGUUAGCUCCAGGCAGAAAUAAGGUGGGGCAGAGGGACAAAGGCGGGGGACCAAAGGGAGAAUUAAGUCUUUAUAAUGAUGGGCAAUAGAAUGCAGCCUCCAGGUGCCGCCAGGACCACUUGUGGCCGCCUGUCCCCUUAGUAAACAUCACCUUUGACUGCUUGUGGCCACAGCCCUCGCAUUCUCCUGUAAUUGAGGACCUUCGGGAAAGAGAACUAGGGAGUUACUGUGGGGAGUGGGCUAGAGAAAACCCCAGGCUUUGUACUUAGCAUUAAUGUUAUGGUUAUUGUUAUUAACACUAACGUCAAGGUCAUUGACCUUAGUGUUAAUAUUAGAUGCAUGGAAAUCACAGUCAAUAAUUUAAUAAGAUUAACUGCUUAUGUACUUUGGCAUGAGAUGCCCACUGGAUCACGUCUGACUGCGUAUUUACAUGAAAGUCUUACGUGAUAUUAAAACAGUUCCUUUCUUUUUCUCAUGGUUCCCCAGUUUGAAGGUCCUGUGAGAUACCACUCCUGUGGACUGUCGUGGACAGUCACGGGGGUUCUUGGCCACUGCAGCCCUUCUGUGCACAUGAGUGGUCUUUAGGUGAAUGUCUGAGGUCAUCACUAGUGUGGCACAUGGCUGGGCAGUGGGUGUUUUGAUGACCUGGGAGUAUUAAAUAGGCUCAUUUGCAUUUGGCGAGGCUGGUGUAUUAACACAAGACUGUUGUCUAGGCCUCACAUCUGUUUACUGUCAUCCGCAAAGCCUUACAGGGUUACAGGGGAAGAGAAAGCCUAGUCUUAGUCCUUGGCAGUGAGUUUAGGGGAGAUGAAGGAAGUCGGCAGAUAGUGAUGUCCACCUAUGUUCAUUCACCUUUGUCUGAGCACUCCGGGGGGCUGCCCCUGUCCAUCUGGAGCCGACAGCCAGUGUGUCCCGUGAACAACCAUGACACUGCAUGAUACAGUUUGUGUUCAGCAAGAAUCAUUCCUGGUGACAGGAGGGUAGAGUUUCUGUGGAGUUGGCUGGAAAAGUCUUGGGAGCAGUUUUAGGUCUCUGACGGGAAGUACGUAUAGGGAACAAUGAGCUAAGGUUCCAGUGAACAGCAAAUGCUUGCUUGGAGUGCCUCUGAUGGGCUCUGCAAAAUGGCCAAAGAAUGUCCCAACCUUUUCGUGAAUAGGGAACAGUCAUACCUGCUAAACAGUGAUUUUUUUUGAUGGUAAAAUAAUUCUAUAAUUCACGAAUCAGUUGUUUUAGAAAAUCUCGAUGAACUGGAUAUUCCUUGUUUAUAAAAAAUUAAUAACAUUUCCAGUGUAAACUCAAUCCAACAAUAAUUAACAGGCUGGCAGCUUUUAUAGUGUCUUUGUUUGGCACCCCAGUGCAUUGCUGUAUGGUGUACAGUGUCUGAAUUUGUUGCUGGGACGUUCCAAUCCAUGUAUUCAUAAAAGAGCCACAAAACUGAUUAUUCAGUAUUUCAGAGUGUUUCAGAGUUCCUUCUAUCACCCUGUUAUAAUCAAGAACUCAGACACGAAGAAAUCAAAAUUGGAUUUUUAUAAAAAUCUACAAAGGAUAUUUACCUAUGUAAGGGCUGUUGAUUAAGAAUAAAAGUUUGAAGACCAGUGCUGGAUUUUCCUUAAAUUUAUAUUAUUACUAAAUUAAAAGAAAAUCUACUAUAAGUGUUUGUGAUUUGCAGAUACAGUUUCAUUGGAAAUAAGCUUCUGUCCAUAUUAAAGGUGAUGCAUGGUGGCAAUUUCACUUAUUUCAGGGGUGCCCGUGAGCUUGUACUUUUGAGAUGUUUGUUUAGGGGCUUAAUGACCACAAGAUGUCGCUGUUCACCCAGUAGUCUGAGAUGGGGCUUACUGUAGGUUCAGCAAGCCUUCUGCAAUGUUUCAAGGGAAGAGAAACAUUGAUGACCUUAGUUUCUGAAAUGAGGGCAUCUUCAUCAGAUCGUUCAUCUGUAAAAGAGCUUGAGGCACAUGUAGUAUUGAUUUCUAAUGCUUGGAAGGGAUAACUGUACCACACAAUGUCAAGCUAAAGAGCUGAACAUAAUACACUGUUAGCAAGAGAGGUACUUCUUUUGUAUUUUCUUUUUCACUAUCAUUGGUGGACUGGCAAGUGUGCUCCUCAGUUUCCAAAGUUUGUAUAAAUAUCACGAUUAGAAAAAUGCCUGAGGGACUACAUUUAUGUUGGCUAUUUAUGUCUUAUCACAAAUACUAUUUUACUGUUAUCGCUAUUCUAUAUGCCUUUUGGAUCCAAUUUUCCUAAUCACAGAUAGUAACAAAUUGCUUGCUUGAGUUUUAGUAAUUAUUGAUUUUGACACCGGAGUUGUAGCUAUUUUGGUGUUGUUGAAUGUCAUAGAGAGAUAAAGAUACUAUUCUGCCUGUAAGAUCAAUAAAAUUAAUUGGAAAAUAAA